AUGACAACCGCCCCCGAACCUGCGGCAACCGCAGGACAGAAGCAGUUGGCUACGGCACUGUAUUCGGAGGUCGACGAAAAGCACGGCGUCGAAUUUGAUCCGUCAGGAUCGCGGCUACCCUCACCACCACCAUCGCAUCUUUUGACACCUCAGGCGGAUGCUCUUGAAGAAGCUACGGUGGCGGCGGCCUCACCGGCUUCGCUAGCCUCUCCUCCCCUGGAGCCCUUGCAGAGAUGGAACGAGUCGAGGACAACAAUUUUACGAUAUUGUUUCACCCUCUAUGCGUUUACGGUCAUGGGCAUGAACGACGGCGCUGUCGGCUUUGGUGUGGCCAUUCUUGGCUCUUUCGGCCGUCUGGCCGGCUAUCUCCCCAUGAUGUUCCACCCUCCAUUCCCUGUUUUACCCGUCAUCAUGAUCUUUCCAGGGCUCGGGAACGGAGUCGAAGACAGCGGCUGGAAUGCGUGGGUCGGUAACAUGGAAAAUGCCAACGAGCUUCUCGGCUUUCUGCACGGCGCCUACGGCCUUGGUGCCACCAUAGCGCCUCUCAUCGCGACCGCCAUGGUAACCAAGGCCAAUCUACCGUGGUACACGUUCUACUACCUCAUGGUAGGUUUGUCAGGUCUUGGAAUUGCCCUUGGCGCUAUGGCAUUUUGGGGUGCAACGGGCCGAAUUCACCGCGAAUCCCACAAAUCAACGACAGGACAGCAACGCACUACAACGAGGCGCGUGUUGCGCGAGCCCAUCACCUGGCUCAUGGCCAUAUUCUUACUUGGUUAUGUCGGCGUAGAGGUCAGCUUGGGAGGUUGGAUCACCACCUUUAUGCUCAACGAUCGCCACGCUGAAAAUUUUGCUGCCGGUCUAUCGGUGACGGGCUUUUGGCUCGGCAUCACUGUUGGGCGGCUGGUCCUUGGUUUCGUCACAGGUCGCAUUGGCGAAAAACUGGCCAUUACCGUAUACCUGCUUUCAUCGAUUGGUUUGCAGCUACUCUACUGGCUCGUGCCGUCGUUCAUUGCGUCGGCCAUCUUUGUCGGCUUCCUUGGGGUUUUCCUUGGACCACUAUUUCCUGCCGCUGUUGUGGCUGCCACCAAACUUUUGCCACACGAUUUCCAUGUUUCGGCAAUUGGUUUCGCUGCUGCAUUUGGAAGCGGCGGUGGCGCUCUCUUCCCAUUCGCAGUCGGUGCCAUCGCACAAAGCAAAGGUGUCGAGGUUCUCCAGCCCAUCGUUGUCGCCAUCCUUGGGUUUAUCCUUAUCACUUGGUGCUUCCUUCCGGGUGGGUACAAGCGAGGUGGACUGGAGAACGCCAAAGAAAAUCACGAGAGCAUCGGAAAUGAUGUCGUCGUGGCCUGCCGGUGGGUAACGAGCAAGCGCACAGCAGUGAAAACCCCACUGUCGCUGCCAACUUCUGUCAAUACGGCCUCGCCAGCUGAGAUGGCAACCAUCAGCUCCUAA
Molecule: messenger RNA, 1449 nt
Organism: Sporothrix brasiliensis 5110
Lineage: Eukaryota; Fungi; Ascomycota; Sordariomycetes; Ophiostomatales; Ophiostomataceae
Exons: 2
Coding region: 1-1449 (482 amino acids)
Biological process (GO): transmembrane transport
Cellular component (GO): membrane
Molecular function (GO): transmembrane transporter activity
Source: RefSeq, a predicted model, not a curated record